GUUAGCUUCAAACAGUUUCGAGCUGCUCUGUAAGAGUUCAUUUCUAUUCAAAGAAGUUGAAAACUAGGGCAAGAAAAAAUGUCAGGGAGAGGAAAGGGAGGAAAGGGUUUGGGCAAAGGCGGGGCAAAGCGCCACCGCAAGGUGUUAAGAGACAACAUCCAGGGUAUCACAAAGCCCGCUAUUCGCCGGCUGGCGCGCCGAGGCGGAGUGAAGCGUAUAAGCGGGCUCAUCUACGAGGAAACUCGUGGUGUCCUCAAGAUCUUCCUUGAGAAUGUUAUUCGCGAUGCUGUUACCUACACCGAGCACGCUCGCCGCAAGACUGUUACAGCGAUGGACGUUGUCUAUGCCCUUAAGAGGCAGGGACGAACUCUCUACGGAUUUGGCGGUUAAGUUCAUAGCGUUAGGGUUUAUAGAUGUAGAUUUAGGGUUUUUUGUAUCAUGUAAACGAUUGCAAUAUGAUCUAUCUAAGAUUCGUGUAUGUUUGUUCUUCCUCACAUGAAAUUGGAUUUUCUACUAACCUCUUUA
Sesamum indicum (sesame) is the source of this 525-nucleotide messenger RNA. Its product is annotated as histone H4. Gene Ontology annotation, cellular component: nucleosome. Gene Ontology annotation, molecular function: structural constituent of chromatin; protein heterodimerization activity; DNA binding. The record is from RefSeq and is a predicted model, not a curated record. Lineage: Eukaryota; Viridiplantae; Streptophyta; Magnoliopsida; Lamiales; Pedaliaceae.